This is a messenger RNA of Onychomys torridus (southern grasshopper mouse), 2135 nucleotides long. It is a transcript of the gene C10H4orf36, whose product is annotated as chromosome 10 C4orf36 homolog. The record is from RefSeq and is a predicted model, not a curated record. The coding region runs from base 441 to 797 and encodes 118 amino acids. NCBI's taxonomy places the organism in Eukaryota, Metazoa, Chordata, Mammalia, Rodentia, Cricetidae. The transcript is spliced from 3 exons.
GCUGCAGCCAGUGCCUGCCUGGCGAUGCCUAGGCGUAGAGCUGCAAGGUCAUUGUCUCUAUGACAGCCACAAGGGCGCGCAGCUGCGAGACCGGGUGUCGGGACUCAGGCGCAGGCAGUGUCCUGCCGACCGUGCCAGGGUGCAGGGCUGCCAACUGCAACCUCGCACUGGAGGACCCUCGCCUGGCUUUACCUCCCCUUAGAUGGUGGCUGAACUGAUAGAGCGACUUCCCGAAAACGAACAGAUCCAGCCAAUAUUUACGAAAGUGCUUCCUGACGCCCCUAAAUGUUUUGUGGUGACCUUUUGAUUAUUUGGCCAUAAAAACAUUCAAAUGAGGGCUGUUAAUUAGGGAUGUUGCUGUUCUUUCAGGCAAAGUGAACAAAGCAUUGGAGACGGGUACAUCAGGCUCCUACGUAAGGAAAAGAUUGUGAUCAUCCACCAUGGCGUACGGCUUGCCAAGAAGGAACACAGUGCAAACCAUUUUGAAGGGCAGCUGUUAUAAAAUACAGGAACCAUGGGACCUUGCAGAGCUCACAAAGACCUGGUACACAAACUUAGUGAACAUCAAGUUGCCAUUCUUGGGAGAAAUUGCAUUUGGUAACCCUGUAAAGCUCGCCAAAGUAUACCGAACCACCAAAGAUGGCCUGUUCCCUUCAGCACAAGCCGCGAAACUCGAAAAGGAGUAUGAAGCGAAGCGCCUAGCAAAGAUGAAAUGUCUGGAGAAUGCUCAUGAGGAAGUCCAGGCUUCACUACGGCAAAAGAAAGUCGGCUUGAGAAGACCACUCCAACCUAAGUGACCCACUGUGGUGCUGAACCUGAACCUGUUUCUGGCAUCUGCAGGGAUGACGGUCUCUGGUCCUGUCAUGGUGUCAAGUAGACACAGCAGUGCCUGUGGGUGACUGGGCCAGUGUUUCUAGACAUGGCUCGGUGGACACUCUGGCAGAACGCCUGGGUUCCUGCUACACUUGUUCUGUGUGUCGCAUACAGCAGCCCUCCCUGUAAGUAGAUGAAAACGCACCUGGAGUUGUCAUGAUGUGUCACUUAUUUCGUGCUUUUAGGACACAUGGGGGAAGAGGACAGUCCUUGUGAGAGGCAGCAUUCUGAAGAAACACUUGGAUGUGAGUCUUUGAGAUCCCAAAGGAGUUCUCAGAAAGACGAUGAGAGAGAAGUUCUCUUAAAACAUGAGAAACCGCACAUUUUCAUCUGGUUAAGAAAACGAUAGAUUUUGUUUCAGUCACUCUACACUUACCAAUUUUCGGUAAUGUAUCGCUUAUUAGUCUCAUGUGACACUUCAUUAUUUUUUUUUUUAACUUUUUAUGGUGUGGUACCUUAAAGUAAGACUUACUCUGUUUUUGUUCUUCUGAAAAAAAUUGUCAUUUUCCUCCUGGCUAAUAUUCUUUUUACAAUGGACCUGGAGCGGGUGUAGCCCAGCUGCCUGAAAGGGACAUGAAGGGACACAGAUGGCCUCAUUGUGAGGAAAACCCAUUGCAGAGUAUCUGGGGAAUGAGGGAUUGACAGGAAAGAACUGAAUUUGUAUGAACCAAGUUUUCUAGAAUUUGCAUACAAUAAAGCGUAUUUGGAUACCAACAUUAUAGUUAAGCCCUGUUUUUUUUUAAAAGGUGAUUCAUCAGAGAUCUUUUAGGACCUUCUCAUCACUUGGCUUCAUAGAAGGUUCUGUGAUGUAGCGGUAUUGAAACUCUCAGCCUUGAGCUGGUAUGUAACACAGCGGUAGAGUCUAUGUGAGGCUUGGGUAUAUAGUAGUGUGACUCGGGAGGCUUGGAUGUAUAGUAGUGUGACUCUGGGUAGGUGACUUUUUCUCCAAGUCUAUGUGCAAAAUGGUGAUGAUGACAGCUAAGUUCAUAGUGGUGUCCUGGGAUUGAAUGAACUGCCUGGAACAAGAUGAGGAUUCCUCCAGGGUUAACCAUGGCUGUGAGCACAGAACACUGAUGUACCACUAUAAUCUAGAUGUAGAAGAUAGUGUUUAGCUGACUCGUUGGCCUUUGCAGGAACCAGAACUAUUGAAUUUUUCAGAAAAUCUGUUUUGAAAUCAGGUAUGGUAUGUAUAUCUGCCAUUCCAAUAUUCAGGAGGCACUGGACGCUGAGGCAGGAGGAUUGUGAGUUUUAGGCCAACCUGG